Molecule: messenger RNA, 2467 nt
Organism: Synchiropus splendidus (mandarinfish)
Lineage: Eukaryota; Metazoa; Chordata; Actinopteri; Syngnathiformes; Callionymidae
Gene: thap11
Product: THAP domain containing 11
Exons: 2
Coding region: 159-995 (278 amino acids)
Biological process (GO): regulation of transcription by RNA polymerase II
Cellular component (GO): nucleoplasm
Molecular function (GO): RNA polymerase II cis-regulatory region sequence-specific DNA binding
Source: RefSeq, a predicted model, not a curated record
GAUUCUGGGACUUUUAGUCCCAAAUGGCGGAGUGGUUGCAGAGAUAAGAUCGUCAAGAACAAAAAAGAAAAUCCCCACAAGAAACGACAAAUCCGAAUUAAUUUGGAGGUGAUCUACGGAGCCUUUUCACUGACUGCAGGCCCUGCUUUCCAGCCAAGAUGCCCGGGUUCACAUGUUGCGUCCCCGGCUGCUACAACAACUCGCACCGCGACCGGGAGCUUCGCUUUUACACAUUUCCAAAGGACAGCACGCUGAGGGAGCAGUGGCUGAGGAACAUCUCCCGGGCCGGGGUCAGCGGUUGCUUCAGCACCUUCCAGCCCACCACCGGGCACCGCGUCUGCAGCGUGCACUUCGCAGGUGGGAGGAAAACCUACACCAUCCGAGUGCCGUCUCUUUUUCCUUUGAGAGGCGUAAACGAGCGGAGAAUUCGGCGGGGCAGGGGCAGGAAGGGCCCCGCGGGAGGCCCGGCCCCUGCCCCGACAGCCGCUGCCCCCUCCGGGAUGAUGCUGGCCAGUGUGCUGGGCAGCACCGUGGAAGGAGCGGAAGGAACCAAAGGGGGUGAGGCCAACGACGACACCAUCACGGUGGUGCAGAUCGGGCACAACGGAGAAUACCUCGGCACCGCGCGACUCCCCACCUUCACCCGCCCGCUAGACGACGAUAUCGUCUCCAAUAUCUCUUCAGCCGAUGCGAUAGCGCACAACGCGGUGCACACCGUCAGCGUGACCAGCAGCCCUCUGGACCACUCGUACUCGCUGACCACCGGGACGACGUCUACGGAGCUGCUGCGGAAACUGAACGAACAGCGAGACAUCAUCGCCCUGAUGGAGGUGAAGAUGAAGGAGAUGAAGGCCACCAUAAGGCAGCUGCGACUGAACGAAGCCAAGCUGCUGGAUGAUGUGCGUGAGCGGGACCGAUUGCUCUACGGAAGCCCACUGCCUCUGGAAUCCCGCAAGAAACUCCUCAAGUGGCGAGAGACAGUGCAGCAGAGUUGACAACGCGAUGGCUAUUUAUGAUCAACAAGUGUGGAGGCCAUUGUUAGCUCAAAGUUUGAGUGACAAGUAGCUCGUAUAGGCCUUAUGUAAUGGCUGUCCUCCAAGUCAAAAGACAGUGUGUUGUUCUUUCAGAGUUAAAUGGAGAAUAGAUUGUAGUAACUUCAUCUAUUAUCUCACAGUAAGAGAAAUAAGAUGUCUGCUUCUGUGCUUUUUCUCUGAGACUGUUUUGCCGAGAGUGAAACAAAGUUUGAAGAGGAGACCUUUUUUUGUUUAAAUGGUUGUCGUCAAUGAGGAAAGACUCAAAGGAAACAAACUGCUUCAGAAAAAGCAGCAGCUGAUUUCCGAUCGCUGUGUUUUACAGCUGCAUCUUGCCCACUCAUAAGUGUAACAAGUGCCGGGGGUCUUUGAAAGCGAAUUUUGAAGUAAAGUUCAUUUUCACCACUGUGGUUUCUUUCUCACCUGUUGCAGCUCAGAAUACUCUGGAUUCAUCACAACAUAGCUGCACGUUUGAGUACACAGUUUGACUAAUAUUUGACACACAGGGACACAUUAUUUCCCAUUGAUUGACCUUUUAUGCAAUUUCGAUGAACUUUCUUCCUUUGAACAGCUGGCUGACACUGUACAGUAUCAAUAAAAGAUAAAAAUGGAAUGAAAUACAACAACGAACGGGAACAAUAGAAACAAGCAAUUGUUAUUGAAGAACCAUAGAUAUAUGAGAUGUUUAUAUAUUUGACGUACAUAGAUAUUAACUUGCUUGGUUGGCAGAUAGCUGUUAAUGUGACUGGCAGCCAGAUGUUAAGUGGGAAAGAAACCGUGUUCCACAUCAUACCAGCGGGGGAGGUGAUGCUAUAGAUUUGUGAUGAACUCACUUCGACGUGUAUAAAGUACGGCCACAGAUAUUUACAGUGUCUGACAAGAAGAAAGUGACAAACAUAUAACAUCAUUUGAUGUAUUUUUUAAUCAAAUAUUCAUUUUCCUUGAGCCUAGAUUUAAGUAUGUUAGGAACACCUCAUGAUUUAUUACGACCCCAAAGCCACACGUCUGAGGCUUCAACAAAGGUCAAAACAUUGUCGAGUUGACUUUUAAUGUUUCUCCAUUGUGGCUUUAAUUCAAAAUUCAAGUUUGGUUUAGUGAGAAAUGACAAAGAAAAAUGAAUCACAUUAAUUCACUAGGUUUUAAACAUCUGUAAUAUAAUAAACAGGAUGACAUUAAAUUGACUAAAUUGAUUUUGUUGAGAGUCAAACCGUAUAAGGGAUGCUCUUUUUAUGUCAUGCAUGAUGGCAUUAUAAGGGACCAACAAUGACGUAGAUGUUGAUCUCCAAUUUUAGAUUCAGACCACUUGCUCUGAUAAGAUUUGAGCUACGAUGUGAUGCGAGAGGAUAACCAGUUGAGAAGGGAAUGUCUGAGCAUCCUGCUUCCCUGGCUUUCCGCCUCUAGAUGGCAGCCACACAAAGUCUGACCGUCACAGACUA